AGGAAAAUGGCGGUUCUCGCGAGAGCGCGGCCGCGGCGGCUGCCCGUAGCUAUAGCAGCGGGAGGAGGGCGGCCGGCGGCGGGCAUGUGGUGCUGUUAGGUGGGGACCGCCUGUCCCGGAGUGCCGCUCGUCGCUCUUCAGUGGUUCUCGGAGGAGAGGUGCCGUACGUUCUCCUCUCGGAGAUACGCGGGGUUUGCUGCCUCCUCCCCCCUCGUCCCGUCCCCUCAGGGGUACCGCGGAGCUGCGGGGAGCAGUCCCACAGCGGGGGGUGACGGGUCCCCUGGGAAAUCGGCACCCCGAGAGCGCCCUAAAACGAAACGGGUCCUGACCGGCGGCUGUCUGCUCUUACAGCCUGAGCUCACGGGGAAGUUCUCGGCUGGAAGGCGCUGCUGAGCUCCGGUGCCGCGGUCACUGCAACGCAGCCCGAGGAAGGCAAAGCUGAAAUUUGAUGGAAUGAGAAUCGGCUACUUUAUAUGGCACAGCAACGUUGUUUGUUGGGAUGGAUGUCCAGAAACAAGGCUUUCCCUGGUGAGCAAGUGGCUGAGGAUUUAUUCAUCAACUUUGCUAUCUUUCUGGCACGGCUGGGCAUUCCGAUUGCAAAAGGAGGAUCAGGAGGAGGAACUUCUAAAGAUCGCACUCAGAAUUAGAGAACUGUAUCAGGCUCCUCGCUACUCUAAAGCUCGUCGCUCUCAAGUUCUGGAGUUGCUGUGAGGAUAAUGUCUCUUUCAUCACCCAAGACAGAAGUAACUGAAUGGGGGCUACAAAGACUUUGUUAUGGUUUUGGUUUCAGUGCUCUCUUACUAAUUGGAUUUUUCCCAUCUUCUGUGGGAGGAUUAUAAAAGAAUUAGAAAAAGUGCUUUUUGGGGGGAGGGUGGAGGGGGGUGGGAGGUAGCUGUUGUUUUUCUCCUCUUGAUUCAGGGACCUCUUUAAUCUGCCAUUUGUUCCUUGAAGUUACUACCCACUUGGAAAAGAGAGAAACAGCAUAACAGAUGAACUUGAAAGACAAUGGAAUCCUUCCCUCUGCAAACUUUGUACAUGGCUUCUUGUAAAAGAGGGUUUAGUAUACAUAAGCAUCAAAUGAAGAAUAGCAUCCUGGGCUGGAUUUAAAAGAAACAAACUGCUUCUGUGCUGAAGAAAAGAUAAAUUCCAUUUAAACCAUAAAUUAUAGAAUAUUGGAUGUUGUUCCAGUUCUGAAUUUUGGUGAAAGAAAGGGAAGAUCUUAUCAAGUAAAACACUGUACCAGCCAAAACCUACAUGUUCUACAGCUAAAACUGGAAGAUGUCUUGGAAGAGAAGUUACUUUUCUGUGGGUCGGGGGAAUGUCCAGGGGAUGUUUACUCCACGAAAUACAACCUCAAUAGCACCCAGUAAAGGUCUGAGCAAUGAACCGGGACAGAACAGUUGCUUCCUGAAUAGCGCACUACAGGUUCUCUGGCACCUGGACAUUUUUCGCCGCAGUUUCCGACAAAUCACGACGCACAAGUGUAUGGGUGAUUCUUGCAUCUUCUGUGCUCUCAAGGGUAUCUUCAACCAGUUUCAAUGUAGCAGUGAGAAGGUACUGCCUUCUGAUGCCCUGCGCACUGCUCUUGCGAAGACGUUUCAGGAUGAGCAACGGUUCCAGCUGGGCAUCAUGGAUGAUGCUGCUGAAUGUUUUGAAAACCUGCUAAUGCGAAUUCACUUCCACAUUGCGGAUGAGACAAAGGAAGAUAUUUGCACUGCACCACAUUGUGUUUCCCAUCAGAAGUUUGCAAUGACCUUGUUUGAACAGUGUGUUUGUACCAGCUGUGGUGCCACCUCCGACCCAUUACCUUUCAUCCAGAUGGUACAUUAUAUCUCCACAACCUCACUUUGCAAUCAAGCUAUUUGUAUGCUGGAGAGACGAGAGAAACCCACUCCAGAUAUGUUCGGAGAGCUUCUGCAGAAUGCCAGCACUAUGGGAGACCUGAGAAACUGUCCGAGUAAUUGUGGGGAAAAGAUACGUAUUCGUCGUGUGCUGAUGAACUCUCCACAGAUCAUCACCAUUGGCUUGGUUUGGGACUCGGACCACUCUGAUCUGGCUGAGGAUGUUAUACACAGCCUGGGCACUUGCCUUAAGUUGGGAGAUCUCUUCUUCAGAGUAACUGAUGACAGAGCAAAACACUCAGAGCUGUAUUUGGUGGGAAUGAUUUGUUACUAUGGAAAGCAUUAUUCUACCUUCUUCUUCCAAACAAAAAUCCGCAAAUGGAUGUACUUUGAUGAUGCUCAUGUCAAGGAGAUUGGUCCAAAAUGGAAAGAUGUUGUGACAAAAUGCAUUAAGGGUCAUUAUCAGCCUUUGCUGCUGCUGUAUGCAGAUCCAAGAGGAACUCCAGUGUCAACACAAGACUUGCCCCCCCAAGUGGAUUUACAGCAAUAUAGCAGGACUUGCUAUGAUAGUGAAGACUCAGGGAGAGAACCUUCCAUCUCAAGCGAUACCAGGACAGAUUCCUCUACCGACAGCUAUCCUUAUAAACAGGCACACCAUGAGUCUGUGGUCAGUCACUUCUCUUCCGACUCACAGGGGACGGUCAUCUACAAUGUGGAGAAUGAUGCAGAUUCACAAAGCAGCAGGGAUACAGGGCACCUGACUGACAGUGAGUGUAAUCAGAGGCAUAUUUCCAAAAAGGGCUCACUGGCAGACCGCAAAAGGAGUUCUAGCCGGUCUCGGCGAAAAGCAGAUGAGGCUCAGUCAUCAGGAUACCACAGUGAAGGAGAAACCUUGAAGGAGAAACAAGCUCCCAGAGCUGCCCCCAAACCAUCCAGCAGCACGAGCCGACUGAGGGAAUUUAAAGAAACAGUGAGCAAUAUGAUCCACAGCAGACCACAGCAAGUUUCUCAAAUCAACCAAAAUUCCUCUCAUGGAGGGAGUAAUACAGAUCAGACUGAAACACGGCCCUUAAAAAGCCUAUCAUCUGCACAUUCUCGAGACUGGGAAGUGGAGAGUACCAGUAGUGAGUCUAAAUCCAGUUCAUGUAGCAGGUACCGGCCAACCUGGAAACCCAAAAGAGAAUCUCUGAAUAUAGACAGCAUCUUCAGUAAAGACAAAAGGAAACAUUGUGGCUACACUCAGCUUAGUCCCUUCUCUGAAGAGGCAGGUAAAGAGCUUAUGGAGAAUGAGGUGAAGGAACGUGCUGUUCAAGAAACAAGAUCAAGCCAAUCAAACGUCAGAUACAAGCGUGGUGUACUAGGCCGUGGCACCCAGCAUAUGGUGGAUCAACAUCCUCAUCUAAUACAGAGAAUGGAGUCUGGGUAUGAAAGCAGUGAGCGCAACAGCAACAGUCCAGUUAGUCUGGACAUGCCCUUGUCUGAAAGCUCAAGCAACCACAGGGACAUUCAUAUGAAAUGGGCAGGUGGAUUGGUUCCUGCUUGGCGCAGUAUUCCCAAGUCUCACAGUAGCAGCAUCCUGGAAGUGGAGUCUAAUUCUUCAACUGGGAGCUGGACAAACAGCCCACGCACCAUUGGAAAUGGUGGGGAGAUCUUUGGCCCUUUAAAGAGUGAACUGGAUGAAUUGCAAGAGGAGGUGGCAAGGAGAGCACAUGAACAGGAACUACGCAGGAAAAGAGAAAAGGAAAUGGAGGCAGCAAUGGGCUUUAACCCCCGUCCCAGCAGGUUCAUGGAUCUAGAUGAACUGCAGAAUCAGGCUAAACUAAGACUUGCCAUGCAUGAUGCCAGCUCUAGCACUCACAGCAGAGCCCUAGUCGAUAAGAAGCUGCAAAUCAGUAUCCGAAAAGCCCGGAGCCUCCAGGAUCGCAUGCAGCACCAACAGCCAUCGCAGCCGCUGCCGUCGCCAACCUGCCACCCACCACAGGGCGGCACCAUGGCCCAGUCUACAAGUGAACAGACUGGCCCGCUCCAAGUACUGCUGAGCCAGGAGGUACCACUGGAACCCAACAAAGAAGUGGAAUUUGGGUCCAGUUCUUUUUUCCACCCACCUGCUUCCUGCCAUGAAUUGCACUCAUCAUUAUAUCCAGAGUCUUCCUCCCUGUCCCCUACUGAAAGCAGUCCAUCCAACAGGAUCUCUCCAAACUUCCAGUCUGCUUCUGCUGAUUUUCAUGACCAAGUUCCCUCUUUUCCCUAUAGGCAAGGGUUGGCAGAGAGCCCUGCAAGAACUGAGAAUGAUACCCACUAUAGCGUGGAACUUAUUGACGCUACAGCCGCAGGGCCAAAAGACUAUAGGGAAUGCUGCAGUAGCAGAAAGUUAGAAGAGGUUCAUAGCAUAACACCCAUUCUCACACCUCAGUACAAAUCCAAGGCUAACACAGUAAACUCUGGGUCUUUGCCUACACUGUUGCACUGUCCACAUCCACCACAAGCAGCAUCUCCUGAAAAGGACAACCAGCGCAGUCCUUGUUCCAAACUUGCAAGCUCUCCAGUGCGACCCAGAAUUGAUCAUUUAGGGGGCUAUCAUGCAAUGACCCCUGCAACUUCAUCCCCUUCACAGCAAUGCUCCCUGGAUCCUUUGCAGAAAACAAAUAAGUACUCCAGAGCAUACAGCCAUGAGAUUUUAUUACCCUCACAGGAUGAACAUGGCACAGCAGGAAGUUGCACAUCUGAGGGUUUUAGUACAAAGGGACAUGUUCGCUCCUUGGCAGAGCAGUUUCAGAGAAUGCAUGCAGUCUCCCAGAGAAAAGGUACUCAUGAAAAAGGCUGGAUUGCUGCAGUAUGUCAGGAUAAGAAGUCUCCAAAGUUAAUACAAAAAUCUUUCAUCAACCCUUCACCCUCUGGUUACAGACAGCUAAUCCAUCAAAACCAAGAGAACAAAAACCAGUCUUCUGAAAAAUUAUAUUCAACUGUGGAUAUUAGGGAUGGGGUAGUUUCUUUGGAGGGUUUUAGUGCCCAGCAUGUUGCUUCUAAGAGUGUUUGUGCUCACAGUGAAGAGCUGUGUAGAAGAGGUGGACAGAAUAUAGCAGACCCUGCAUCCUACCUGGAAAGGCACUGUCAUGAUGGAGGAAUGAAACAGGUGGAUGAUGGAGCUACUAGUAGCAUGGUUGCCUCUAUGCCUGUGGACCAUUGGGUGGAUAAUGUUACUAGGUAUUACAGUUCUCAGAAGGAUAAUAAGAACACUGAAUGGCUUCCUGUACCUGGGAGAAGUCCAUCCCUUUCUGAUCAGAGAGCAGUUGGAGAUGACUUGAGCAGGAUCCCAGUACAUCUGCAUCCACAGUGGAAUCAAGACACAGAACAGGAGCUCUCAGAACUGGAAUCCCUCUAUCAGACUAGUCUGCAGGCAUCUCAGGCCACUAGGCCUUUCUUGGGAAGACAGGACAGUGCUAGGUAUCCAUUUGACCAAUCAGUCUCUGCAAACCUGAAUGUGAGGAAGCUGCAUACUACAGCUGGCAUGGGUCUCUCGAAAACCCCAACAGCAGAGAUCGAGCGCAAUCUGUAUGGAUCCACUGUCUCUUCUGUCUCCAAGGUCACGUAUACCAGAGAACAUAGCAGGGAACCAGAAGAGGAGGAAAUGUACAGUGCAGAGAAUUUUCGUCGCAUUGCUCGCAGUCUCAGUGGGACAGUUGUCUCGAACAGAGAAGAGACCUUGGUCUCUUCUCACAGUCUUGAAGCACCAAAUAUGAGGAAAAUGCCAAUGGAAACCAGCCACCAUUCUUCCAGCUCCACUUCCCUUCCUUUCCCCCACGAUCCUCCUGUGUUUCCCUUUGAUCCCCAGCACACCCCAAACCAGGUGCAGCACCUACCCCAUGAUGUACUGAUGCCCAGCAUGGUGGGCAAGGCACGUAAACCGUCAGGAGAUCAGAAGAACAUCAUCCAGAAACUUUUGGUUGUGCCUGACAGGGGUGAAGCUUUCCAAGGUGAAAACUACCCAGGUGUGGCACUGAGCUAUGGGAGUCUCCCUUGUGCACCCAGAGGCAUCCUCUCCCAGGGGCAAAAGCCUCUUGUUAAUUUGCCUUUAGGAGGUGGAGCAUCAAAUGUCUCUGGCCGUUGGCUGAACAUGAGCUACCCCGCCAGACAAACAGGCACGUUACCAGAUAAACGAACGAUGCUCUGGGGGAAACAUGCUGGCCAGCCAGGCAAGAGUUUACAGGAAGGCUUCCUCCAGCAGCCUUCACAACAUCAAAUGCAUGAGUCUUAUGCCAUCGGUUGCAGGCUGCCAGCCAGCACAGACUACAGCACUUUAAGAAUGCCACAUGAGCCUUUAUGGGACCCCAGUGCCCCUCAAGGCUGUCCUGUGCCCCCUUCCUGUGUUAAGGCCCCAGGUCCGAGGAGAGUUGAUAUGCCCCCAGAUGAAGACUGGCGACAAAACAGCUACGUCCCUCAGCCGGGCAGAAGACAAAUGCUGCCAGUGCACGUGAAAGAUGGGACUUUUUCUUCUGCUUCGGAGACGCACAGAAAUAUGCUGGCUCGAGCAGCAACAGCUACUGGCACCAUGCACAAUAAUGGCUGGUGAGGUCCUAUCUACUCUGUGCACCCUGAUAAGUCACUCUGAACAGUCUAUAGCUGUUGCUAUAGUGUGGAUUAUGUGGAGACAGCAAACUCUUUCAAUCAGUAUCUGCCAGUUUUGUCUUAAAAUGUAGCUAUACAAUAUGUGGAAACUAAUUGCACUGUAUUUCUGUUCUGACACUACUGAACUGCUGUCUGGAUGGGGAAUCUUAGCUAUUAUAGUCCUGGCCUCUCCUAGCAAAAAGUGCUGUAGGAAUGGUAAAUGUCAGGGGCACUGGUUUACGGGUAAGUUCAGAAGUAUGUGCAUGUUUUGAAGGAAGAUGGCCAUUAAUGAGAAGACAUUUUUAAGGACUUCAUGAAAUGUAGCUUUGGUAAAUUCUUUGUGUACAAAGCUAAUCCUUUUGUUUUCCUCUCCUUCCUCACCUUGUUCCUUCAUAGUGGAAAAGAAACAAAAACUAACCAACCUUCCAGGUUCUAGUAAAUCUAUACUUCGUAGGCUGGCAGUUAGCAAACCAAACCCAAUUUUCAGUGUGCUGAGAUCUCAGGCAGAGAUCACAGCUAUAGUUGCUGCUGAGGGAGUGGUAGGGAAACAUUGUUCAUUGGUAUACCAGAAUUUUCCCCACUUCCUUAAGGCAAACUAACAAUGCUUCAAACAGAAAAGACUGUUAAUGCUGCAUGCUUAAUUACACCAUUGUAAACACAGAAUAAGUUUUAACUAUUUUAGUGUCAAACAUACUUGCUUUUGUAAGUAUUUUUCAAAUAAAUCUAUGAAAAUA
Cygnus atratus (black swan) is the source of this 7180-nucleotide messenger RNA. It is a transcript of the gene USP54, whose product is annotated as ubiquitin specific peptidase 54. Gene Ontology annotation, biological process: protein deubiquitination. The transcript has 23 exons. The record is from RefSeq and is a predicted model, not a curated record. Lineage: Eukaryota; Metazoa; Chordata; Aves; Anseriformes; Anatidae. Bases 1279 to 6411 code for a protein of 1710 amino acids. Gene Ontology annotation, molecular function: cysteine-type deubiquitinase activity.